AAACCAGCUAGCACAUUCAGUCCAGAGCGCUCCGAUACGGCACGUCGUGUCUACCUCACUGCCAAAGACUGAAACUCUUUCUUUUGCCUACUUUGCUGUGUUUUCAAUCACCUGAGGUGAAUUUUUACUCAUUUUCAGAUGGAUUUGCGGUCGUGGAUUAGUCCGUAUUGUUUAUUUAAGCAGUGUUGAGUGCAUGGACUAUGCUCACCUCAUCUGAUUAAAAAAGGGGGAGUGGAGGAAUUGAUUCUGUGGAGGGAGAAGCUCCAUGACAGAGACCGACUGUACAGAACAAUUCUAAAGAUGCAAAGGAACACCACAGCGUCUGUGUCCCCGAAUACAACAGCAGUCACUAAAUCUAAGGAACAAAUCCUCACCCAGAGCUCAGGAGCCAUGAUAGCUGUAAUCGUCAUAGGAAUAAUCAUCAUCCUCACAUUUCUGCUCAUAGUUCUCAAGACGUACAACAGGAGAACCCAUGCAAAAAGGAUGAUGGCAGGGAGCACCACCAAAACCAGAAAGAAGGUCUCCUCUACUACCACAAAUACAAACCUGGCCAUGAGCAACCUGGCAAGUUCAGUCAAUGGAAGCUUUACGCAUUCCAACUCCAACGCACCUUCAGAGAGCGAAUUUCGCAUACCACGGGUGAACCUCAGUAACAUGGACCAAAGUAACGGGGAGCAUUUCAGCAACACAAGCGGUUCAACCAUAGUGACGAUACAUGAUGUGCCAACAGUGGACAACACAUAGCAGAACAACCUCUGGACUCACAUGUGUAGAAACACAGAGACACCACGAUGAACAAAUCUGUGAAAGAGGCCCAAGAAAUGGGGCCCAGAUUCACUGCACAACUGGGGUCUUGUGGAACAUUGGGUGCCUUCCAGACAAGCUCGGCAUUACAGAAACCUUCAAGACCCCAAAUAUUAUAAUGAAGGACCUCAGGAACAUUAAAAUUGUCCUAACACUUGACAUGAAUAUAGUUUAAUGCUUCACACUGAAUUUAGUGAUGAAAUAAUAUAGAUUAAAAAUAUAUAUAUAUUUUACUGCAAGGAGCAGAAUACUGUUUAUUGUUGAUUUAAAUGGAAUUGGACAUGAUCAAAGGAUGUCCAGUCCAUUUACUGUGUAUUAUACCAUUUGCACUCUAAUAGUAUAGUCAUUGUUGUAAACACAUUCAAAUGUUUUACCAAUGCUAAAUAUAGCAUUUAAAUGCAUCAGUUAACUCAUGUUGUUAUGUAAUUAAGUUCACUUCAAGAAAUCCAGACAUAUCUCCAGAAAUAACUUUGAGAAAAUUUAUUCACAACAAAACUUAAGUAUUGCAUAAGAAUACAAGAAACAGAACGGAGAAAAAUACAGCAGCGUUUGUUUAUAUAAACAUGUAGAAAUACUUUUAGAACAGUUAUAGCAAGCUCUCUGGCUAUCUUUCUAGUGCAAUAUCUCG
This is a messenger RNA of Misgurnus anguillicaudatus (oriental weatherfish), 1432 nucleotides long. NCBI's taxonomy places the organism in Eukaryota, Metazoa, Chordata, Actinopteri, Cypriniformes, Cobitidae. The record is from RefSeq and is a predicted model, not a curated record.